Messenger RNA from Verticillium nonalfalfae, 1083 nucleotides. RefSeq lists its product as uncharacterized. NCBI's taxonomy places the organism in Eukaryota, Fungi, Ascomycota, Sordariomycetes, Glomerellales, Plectosphaerellaceae. Gene Ontology annotation, molecular function: phenylpyruvate tautomerase activity. Bases 1 to 1083 code for a protein of 360 amino acids. The transcript has 2 exons. The record is from RefSeq and is a predicted model, not a curated record.
AUGAGCAGCUCGUUGACAGGUGACAAUUCCAAAUCACUGCCAUCGCCCAUUGCGCAGACACGCCGCCCAUCGAAUGCUGCGCAGCUGUCCUUCGCCAAGCGCAAAGAGGCGCAGAGGGAGGAGCAAGUCACAUCCCUGCAGUCGCUCAUGAAUGACGGCCACUGGGUAAGCUCGCGGUCCGUUUCGCGCCCGCUACCCGUCGAUCCUACCAGGGAGUCGACAAAGGUCAAAUCGCAGCCGACACUGGCACAAUCGCGCAGCCGGUACUUCGAAGACGCCUUCCAGGCAGGCAGAGAAGUUAGCUCUGCGAAGGACCGCAUACGGAGCGAGGCUGUCAUCAUGGCUGAGGUCUACACAAACGUCAUCGUUGGCGAUGAAUUCAAUUUCAUAUUGGACCUUUCCCACCAGCUUUCCAUCCGAUAUCAGCGCCCCGUGUCCUCGAUCGUAGUCACGUUGCAGCACGGCGCGUGUAUGCUGUUCGGUGGCAGCUUCGACUCGGCUUACACCAUGUCCAUAUCUGGACUACCGAUCGAGUUUGCGCCGACAAAGAACAGACGUAUCGCGGCCCUGUUGCAGAAAUACAUGGAAGAGUCUCUAGGCGUCUUGCCACGUCGAGGAUACCUACGUUUUGUACCACUAUCAGAAGAGAAUGUCGCCUGGGACGGCAAGACAGUCGCAAGCGAGCUGGCAGAGACCCAAGGACUUGAAGACCAGCACGGCGUGGCCACAAUAUUACAGCACAAAACCAGCCGGAGACUUAGUGCCAAGGUAAAAGAAUCUCGAGUCCGCUCCGCUCCGGCUUCACUGACUAGACAGUCCAUGUCUUCACUCAAGUCGAGAUCCACCAAAACCAACAGCGCACCUGAUGGGAUUGAUCUUAUAGCAAGUCAUAGCAUGGGCAGUGGGCCACCAAUGCCGCUCAUGGCGACGGUGUGCGAAGAAGGCGAGUCGAGAGUCGGUGGUAUGACGAGUAAUGCAGACAAGGAGGAUUGUAAGGGUGAGGAGCUGUGGAAGAGCCCCAAGGUGGGAAAGAGGAAGAGCUUCGUGGCAUCAUUUUUUGGGCGUUCCAAGCCGGGUGUCUGA